AUGUGCCGUGUUGUUUGGUGGGCGGAAACAGCGAGAGAGCAGCAUGGCUAAGAGAGAGAGGGAGCGGCAGCCAGUCUGAGCAGAAAGUGGGAAUUAUUCUGACAUGAGGAAUAUGGCAAAUGAUCUGCAGAAAAACUGGUACUCCAUACUUGAUGCUGCCCCUACUGAUGGUUUACAAGAGCUGAAACAGAAGUACCAGAGACUGGUCCUUAUGUUUCACCCAGACAAACAGAAGCCUGGCUUGUCAGAGGAGGAGGCAGAUCUGCACCUGCAGAGGUUCAUAGAUGUGGACCAGGCAUGGAAGGUGUUAAGCAAUGAGGAGAGCAGGAGGAAGUUUGACCUGCAGCUGCGUGCACAUGAACUGAAGCAGAGAUGGCCAGUUGAUGCUUGUGUUACAGUGGAGGACAUGAACUGGGACAGUGGGAAUGAAUGUUACUCCUACAGCUGUCGCUGUGGUGGGGAGUUUCACCUCGAGAAGGAGGAAGCCGAGGAGGAAGACUCUGUGGUGUGCUGCGACACGUGUUCGCUCAGUAUUGAAGUGAAGAGAUCUACAUGACGCCCUGGGUUUAUGUGAGCAUUUGUAAAGUUGCCUUGUGUUUUCUUGUAUUUGUUCAUGGGAAAGAGCAUAAAAGCUUAAUUUACUGACGUGUUUAUGGAACUGGAACAUCUGGUCAAUGGAGACCGUUAACUUUUUGUGCUCGUAGGUUUUUCCAUCUGAAUCUCAAUAGGCAAUUUAUCCAGGAAAUCCAGUAAAUGCAUGAUUUUUUUUUUUUUUUUGGUAAAAGUUCCCCUCAGAUUUCCUGCCUAAAGCCAAAAAUGUUGGAAGCUCUUCGUAUUUUUUUAUAAAAUCAUUUUUACAGUCAUCACUGAAGAGACACCGUCUGUGUUUAUUAGCUUUGUAGAAAAGCGUCGACUUUCAGUAGAAAAAAAAAAAAUCAGUUCAGCUUCUUUAUUAUGAAGUUUUCAAAUUACAUUACACUUCUGUUUGACUGGAAAGGAAAGAGUUACAGCUCUCAUAUGACAGC
Molecule: messenger RNA, 1025 nt
Organism: Pygocentrus nattereri (red-bellied piranha)
Lineage: Eukaryota; Metazoa; Chordata; Actinopteri; Characiformes; Serrasalmidae
Gene: dnajc24
Product: DnaJ (Hsp40) homolog, subfamily C, member 24
Exons: 5
Coding region: 104-556 (150 amino acids)
Biological process (GO): positive regulation of ATP-dependent activity
Molecular function (GO): ferrous iron binding; ATPase activator activity
Source: RefSeq, a predicted model, not a curated record